Coniosporium apollinis CBS 100218 is the source of this 1119-nucleotide messenger RNA. RefSeq lists its product as uncharacterized. Gene Ontology annotation, biological process: steroid biosynthetic process. The record is from RefSeq and is a predicted model, not a curated record. Gene Ontology annotation, molecular function: 3-beta-hydroxy-Delta5-steroid dehydrogenase (NAD+) activity. Bases 1 to 1119 code for a protein of 372 amino acids. The transcript is spliced from 2 exons. NCBI's taxonomy places the organism in Eukaryota, Fungi, Ascomycota, Dothideomycetes.
AUGUCAGAUCUCACGUUCAGCAAGGAGUCGCUCGGCCACGCACUGAUAACAGGCGGCUGCGGCUUCCUCGGCCACCACAUCGUGAAUCUCCUCCUCGAGCGCCAUCCUUCUACACGCAUUACGGUCCUCGACCUGCGGACCAACCUCAACCGCAACCCCUCCCCUCAAGUAACCUACUAUGAUGGCGACAUCACCGACGCAGAGUUCAUCAACGAAUUGCUCGAGAGGCUGAGGCCUGAUGUGGUAAUACAUACUGCGUCUCCACACGCGUUUGCGGCAAAAGAGGUGCUGUGGAAGGUCAAUGUCGAGGGGACGAAGGUGCUGCUGGAGGCGGCGCAGAAGAGCGGGGUCAAGGCUUUUGUGCAUACGAGCAGUGCGAGCUUGAUUAUGGAUCGGAGCAUGACGAUCAUCAACGCGGAUGAGCGGUGGCCUGUUGUCAUGGGGAAGGAGCAGCCGGAGUAUUAUACCACUACGAAGGCACACGCCGAACUCACCGUCCUCUCCGCCAACCGCACCCCGCCAACCUUCCUGACAACCGCCCUCCGCCCUGCCGGCAUCUUCGGCGAAGGCGACGGCCAGACCCUGCCGGGGAUGCUCAACGUGCUGGCACAAGGCAAGCACACCUUCCAGAUCGGCGACAACGACAACCUCUUCGAAUUCACCUACGUGCGCAACGUCGCGCACGCCCACAUCCUGGCCGCCAACGCUUUGCUCGCCACCGCCUCCAUGGCUCCCACCGCCCCCCUCGACAACGAGCGUGUGGACGGCGAAGCCUUCUUCAUCACCAACGACGCGCCCAUCUACUUCUGGGAUUUCGCGCGCAUGGUGUGGUUCUAUGCGGGGGAUCGCACACCGUUGAGUAAGGUGUGGGUGCUGCCGGAGGGCGUGAUGACUACGCUGGGGGGAGUGAUGGAGUGGGUUUAUGGGGUUAUGGGGAAGAAGCCGGCUAUGACGAGGGCGCAGGCGAGGUAUGCGUGCAUGACGAGGUAUUUUGACAUUAGUAAGGCGAAGACGAGGCUCGGGUAUAGGCCGAUUGUGGGGCUGGAGGAGGGGAUCAAGAAGGGAGUGGCGGCGGCGAUGGAGGAGAAGAGGAAGGAGGAAGAGAAGAAGGGGCAGUAG